Molecule: messenger RNA, 1116 nt
Organism: Drosophila hydei
Lineage: Eukaryota; Metazoa; Arthropoda; Insecta; Diptera; Drosophilidae
Product: probable serine hydrolase
Exons: 2
Coding region: 84-1103 (339 amino acids)
Source: RefSeq, a predicted model, not a curated record
UACAUAUGUAUAAGAUAAGUCGGACAAACUUUGGAUAAUACCUAAGCAAACCGCCGAAAGUUCCACAAAAUUAAAAAAAACCAAUGGGAACUUUGUCACUGAACGACUACGAGGAUGUGCGCAUCUGGGCUCCUUGGGGCCACAUUGCGGGUCGCUGGUACGGCAAUCGAUCGGAGCGUCCCAUCCUGGCCAUACACGGCUGGCUGGACAACCUGGGCACUUUUGAUACACUGAUACCUUUGCUGCCCGACUACCUAGGCGUGCUAUGCAUCGACCUGCCUGGCCAUGGAUGCUCCUCGCGGCUGCCACCGGGCAUGCAGUACAACACAGCUGAGUAUGCCCUCAUCAUCGCUCGAGUCAUGAAAGAGUACAAGUGGCCAAAGGUUUCGCUGAUGGGUCACUCCCUUGGCGGUGCUCUUUGCUUCAUUUAUGCCGCACUCGCACCACACACCGUCGAUCUGGUUAUCGCAUUGGACAAUAUUUUACCAUCCAUCGAAUCCUCUGAAUGGAUAAAGAGAUUAGCUAAUUGCGUGGACAGGUAUUUAGUGGUGAGUGAGCAUGGAGAAAAGGAGCCACCUUGCUACACGUUCUCCCACCUGCGCAAAGUUCUCAGCCAAGGCAGCAACGACUCCGUUCCGCCAGAGUUGGCUCAUCAUUUGCUCUAUCGCAGCGUGGCCAAGUCGCAGUUUCAUCCGGAUAAAUUCUACUUUACAAAGGAUGCUCGUACUAAGUUUUACAAUUAUUUAUCGGCCAACGCUCCAUUAAUCGCUGAAAUGUCUAGCCGCAUCAAAAAGAAGCCGUAUCUGAUCAUAAAAGCAUCAAAAUCCAAUUAUAUAAACUCGAAGGCAAACGAGGCUAUUUCCAUUUUAAGGAAACAGAACCCGCACUUCGAGUACCACGAGGUGCCAGGCACUCAUCAUGUGCAUCUGGUUAGCCCCGACCUGUGUGCUCAGUACAUCGUUCCCUUCUUGAGACACCAUCGCCCGCCCGCAGUGUCAAGCUGGUCACUGAAUGGCGAGGAGAAGAAGUUGAGCAUGAAAGAGCAUUGCAGGUCGCAGGAAAAUUCGUUUGCAGGCCAUUUGAAUCUUCUUAGCAAGCUUUAAUUGGAGAAGAAAA